Centruroides sculpturatus (bark scorpion) is the source of this 1496-nucleotide messenger RNA. Its product is annotated as protein ZBED8-like. The transcript has 2 exons. Lineage: Eukaryota; Metazoa; Arthropoda; Arachnida; Scorpiones; Buthidae. Bases 36 to 1496 code for a protein of 486 amino acids. The record is from RefSeq and is a predicted model, not a curated record.
GGGAGAAUCUUAUAAAGCCCUCAAUUUCUGCUUUCAUGAAAACUGUUCUAGAAAAAGAUGACGAGGAUGUAAAAGCGAUGCCUCUCAGUAACAAUACUGUCAGCCGAAGGAUCGACGAGAUGGGCGAAGACAUUGAGAAACAACUCGUAUCGAAACUAAAAACCAGAAAUUUCUCUGUGCAGAUGGACGAGUCAACCCUAAGAGACAGUGAGGCCGUUCUUAUCACUUAUGUCAGGUAUAUUGAACGUGGACAGUUUGCAGAAGAAAUGCUUUUUUGUAAACAAUUAGAAAGCACUACCAAAUCGAGAGACAUUUACAACAUAUUCAAAUGCUACUUGGAUGACAAUGAGAUCCCCAUGAAGAAUGUUAUUUCGUGUGCUGCCGAUGGUGCCCCCAAUAUGAUGGGCAAAAAAAAUGGUUGUUUACAAUUGAUGAAAGCUGAUAAUCCAGAAAUGAUACUUAUUCACUGUGUUAUCCAUAAAGAAAACUUGGUGGCUAAAAACGUGUCUCCUAUUCUCAAUGAAGUACUCAAUGCAGUUAUCAAAUGCAUUAACUCAAUAAAAGCCAGCGCUAAAACCGAGCGCUUAUUUAAGCUAUUUUGUGAGGAACAAAAUGAAGACCACGUACGAUUGUUACUACACACUGAAGUAAGGUGGCUUUCAAAAGGGAAUUGUUUGAAACGAUUUAUUGAGUUGUUCGAUUCGCUUGAAAAGUUUUUAAUUGAUAAGCCUGAAAUGAAAUUAUUGUUGACAACAAAUGGCAAAGCAUAUGUAAGUUAUUUAGCCGAUAUCUUUGAGAAGCUAAAUUUGUUAAACAAGCAACUGCAAGGACCAAACAAAACACUGGUUGAUGCCAAAGCAAAAAUAUUUGGUUUUAUUAAGAAUUUAGAAUUAAAUCAAAAACACGUCAGCAACAAAAAUUUUGAACAGUUUCAUUGGCUUAACAAGUGUGAUGUUUCUGACUCCGCAAUACUUGAAAUUGUUAAUCAUUUAAAAAUUUUAAUUACGGAUUUUAAAGAGAGAUUUGCUGAUUUAAAAGAAAUGAAUUUUCCGACAUGGAUGGUGCAACCAGUUUUGGUGGAUUUAGCUGAUAUAUCCAAUCUGCAAUAUCAAGAAGAACUCGCGGAGUUGCAAAGUGACGAAUCUGUAAUAACUCUAUUUAAUAUUAAAGGUGCGAUGGCAUGGCUUUGCGAUGAAACACAGGCUAAAUACCCCAAUACCACAAAAUGUGCAAGGAAACUCUUAUUACCAUUUCCAUCUUCAUAUCUAGCUGAAUGUGGCUUUAGUGCUAAAAACAAUAGUGGCAAAAAUCAAGCUGGUAUUUCUCAAAAUAAACAUUUGAAUAAACAGUUACUGAAAUAUGAAUUAAGAGCAUUCUUAACUCAAAAGAGAUGCAGUUUAAAAAAAACUAAGGCUCUAAGGUUCACAUUACAGAGGUGGCAAGCAGGCAAAAGAAAGGCUUACACUGCUACAUUGUGUCAGUAUGACAAGAUCUGA